AUGGGUUCGGGCAUGUCAUGGCUGUCCAACUUGUUGUGGGCGAAGAAGGAGAUUAGGAUUCUGAUCCUGGGUCUUGACAACGCGGGCAAGACGACUCUGUUGUACAGACUGAAGAUUGGUGAAGUUGUCACGACAAUACCGACCAUCGGCUUUAACGUCGAAUCCGUCACCUACAAGAACCUCAACUUUAAUGUCUGGGACCUGGGCGGCCAAACCAGCAUCCGGCCCUACUGGCGGUGCUACUACGCCAACACGGCGGCCGUCAUCUUCGUCGUCGACUCGACCGACAUCGAGCGGUUGCAGACGGCCUCGGAGGAGCUCGCCGCCAUGCUCAACGAGGAGGAGCUCAAGGACGCCGCGCUGCUCGUCUUCGCCAACAAGCAGGACCAGCCCGGGGCCAAGGGCGCGGGCGAGAUCUCGGAGGCGCUGCGCCUGGGCGAGCUGCGGGACCGCAACUGGAGCAUCAUGGCGUGCUCGGCCGUGGACGGCAGCGGCGUCAACGAAGGGAUGGACUGGCUCGUGCAAACCGUUUCUCAGGAAUAA
This is a messenger RNA of Purpureocillium lilacinum, 543 nucleotides long. Lineage: Eukaryota; Fungi; Ascomycota; Sordariomycetes; Hypocreales; Ophiocordycipitaceae. The record is from RefSeq and is a predicted model, not a curated record.